Molecule: messenger RNA, 1763 nt
Organism: Trichosurus vulpecula (common brushtail)
Lineage: Eukaryota; Metazoa; Chordata; Mammalia; Diprotodontia; Phalangeridae
Gene: HMOX1
Product: heme oxygenase 1
Biological process (GO): heme catabolic process; response to oxidative stress; heme oxidation
Molecular function (GO): heme binding; heme oxygenase (decyclizing) activity
Source: RefSeq, a predicted model, not a curated record
AUGUUUGCACUGGUCCCGAGAGGCGGUGUUGCAAUCAGCCAGAGGGGAGGGCUUAGCCCAAGCACCAGCUAUUUCUCACGUGACACCCCCCUCCCUCCCACACCCCCACAGAGUAUUAAAGCUGGCCUCCUGGCAGUGGCCAGAACGAACUCAGUCCACUGCGCUCCCAGAACUUUGGAGAGAGCAGCGCGAGCGGCUUUGGGCACUACGGACCGGACCAAGGGAAGCGCAGACAGGAGCCGGGACAGGCGAGCGAAGAAAGAGGAGAUCGCGAUUGAAGUGGUCAAGGCAGAACAGCCCGACAGCAUGUCUCAAGAUUUGUCAGAGGCUCUGAAAGAAGCCACAAAGGAGGUUCACACCCAGGCUGAGAAUGUGGAAUUCCUGAAGAGUUUCCAGAAGGGGCAGGUGCCCCAGGAAGGCUUCAAGAUGAUGAUGUCUUCCCUGUAUCACAUCUACUUGGCCUUGGAAGAGGAGCUGGAGCGCAACAAGACCCACCCUGCCAUCACCCCUAUCUACUUCCCUGAGGAGUUGAACCGCAUACCUGCCCUGGAGAAGGACAUGGAGUUCUGGUACGGCCCCCAGUGGAGGGAGAACAUCCCAUACACGGCAGCCACAGAGAAGUAUGUGAAUCGGUUUCAUGACCUGGGCCACACUGAGCCCGAGCUGCUGGUGGCCCACGCCUACACACGUUACCUGGGGGAUCUCUCUGGGGGUCAGAUCCUUAAGAAGAUUGCCCAGAAGUCCCUACAGCUCCCCAGCACAGGGGAAGGGGUGGCCUUCUUCGAUUUCCCAGCCAUUACCAAUGCCACCAAAUUCAAGCAGCUUUACCGUUCCCGAAUGAACACCAUCGAGAUGAGCCCAGACACCAAGAAGAAGGUGGUAGAGGAGGCACAGACAUCCUUCCUCUUGAACAUCCAGAUGUUUGAGGAGCUGCAGGAGUUGUUGUCCAAGAACCAGGAGAACAGAAACAUUUCUGGGAAGCAGGAGCUUCGAAAAAGAGCCGGCCACAAAGAACAAGGCCCGACUUCCACAGAGACCACUGCCCCAAAACCCCAGCAAAGUCUCCUGUCCCACUCGCCCCUCCUCCGUUGGAUCCUUACCCUCUCCAUCAUAGCCACUGUUGCUGUGGGCUUCUAUGCCAUGUGAAUGAAACAGAAAAGACACUUUGGGGUGACCUGCGGGGCCUCCCCUACUGAGCCUACAGACUGCUUCCAGUCCACGAAAAUUCACUCGAUGGGCCUUCUCAGGUCACUGUGGGUCAGGUUCCCCUUCACUGGAAAAGACAGCGAGGAGCCCCACACUGACCCAAAGCACUUCUGGCCUGAGGAACCUGAACUUUUAAGGGGGCCUCAGUGGCCGCCCACAGAUGUAGCACUCUCCCAUCUCCUACCAAGAACCCCCUGAAGAGACUAAACUUCCAGCCCUGAGAAAUGACCUGCCGAACCCAGCUCCUGGUCCCCCCCUCCAGCAUCCCUGUUUGACCCAGGAGUGACCACUUUCCCUUUGGCCUCUAGACUGGUUUUUGCUUUUGCAUUUCAGAAUGUUGUGUCUUGUUAGAAGCCAGUUUUAUGUAGCAUUUUAUCUGGUCUGGUUUUCAAUGUUUGGGCUUUUUUUUUGUUUGUUUUGCCCAGGGUCAGGGUGGGGAGGUGUUUUGCCUCAUUUUCUUGGGUGUGUGUGUGUGUGUGUGUUUUUAAAUAAUGGUUCCAAUGUCCUUGAGCCUGUCUUUAUAAACUUUCAAUAAACAGUGUUGUCUUAACUUCUGA